UCAGUUCUCACAUCCAUGUCAUCUCCGGGACUCACCGAAAAUAGUCAGAGGAAUCCCUCUGAACUGGAUGCUGAGCACACGCAGAAGGUCCUGGAAAUGGAGCACACCCAGCAAAUGAAGCUGAAGGAGCGGCAGAAGUUUUUUGAGGAAGCCUUCCAGCAGGACAUGGAGCAGUACCUUUCCACGGGGUACCUGCAGAUUGCAGAGAGGCGCGAGCCCAUGGGCAGCAUGUCAUCCAUGGAGGUGAACGUGGACAUGCUAGAGCAGAUGGAUUUGAUGGACAUCUCUGACCAGGAGGCCCUGGAUGUCUUCUUGAAUUCGGGUGGAGAAGAGAACCCUGUGCUGUCCCCAGGGUUAGGGCCUGAAACUGACACCUGUCAGGAUGAAAUUACUCUUCAGGUUCCAAAUGCCUCAGAGUCCCUGCCCAAGCUACCUUCCUCACCCUGUGUGUGCACAGAAUCGGCCACUCUGGACCCCAGUGAAGGUGGGGAAUGCCCCCUUGUCCAGUCUGAUGAGGAAGAAGUUCAGGUGGACACUGCCCUGGCCACUUCCCAUGCUGACAGCCAGGCCACUCCAGAUGCUAGUGAUGACAGUGACUCAARUCAGGAAGAGUGACUGAAGUGUCAGCCAUGCACAGAACGCUCCUGUAAAGCCAGGUUUUUAAUGAUUUUACACAAUUGCCAAUGAUGUGUGAGAAACUGACAGAAGAGCUGACAAUAAAGUUUGAGGACUUUGAACACUGA
Molecule: messenger RNA, 743 nt
Organism: Urocitellus parryii (Arctic ground squirrel)
Lineage: Eukaryota; Metazoa; Chordata; Mammalia; Rodentia; Sciuridae
Source: RefSeq, a predicted model, not a curated record